UCAGGGGGAGGGGGGAGACUAGCCUCAUUACUUCCCACUGGGCGAGAGGGGCACCUAACCCACCUACCCACUCAUCAAUCACGGUGUUUUGCACUGAUAGACCCCUAUUGUAUUGGAAUUAGGUUAGCCUUUCUUUUACACUUUAGAACACGCAAAAACUUCAUACUAUGGCAGAAGCUUCCAAUUUCCUGGAAACUGAACGGAUUGCAGUUGUGACUGGAGCCAAUAAAGGAAUAGGAUUAGAAAUAUGCAAACAACUAGCUUCAAAGGGGAUAGUGGUGAUCUUAACAGCUAGAGAUGAGAAGAAAGGGGCUGGAGCUAUUGAUAUGUUAAAGGAGUCUGGCCUCUCAAAUAAUGUCAUUUUUCAUCAGCUUGAUGUGACUAACAUUUCUAGUAUUGCAAAAGUCAAAGAUUUCAUCAAGGCCAGGUUUGAUAAGCUUGAUAUCUUGGUGAAUAAUGCAGGAGUUCUUGGAAUGCUUAUGGAUAAAGAUGUUAUUAUAAGUCCAGAACAAGACUUUUUCGUUGAGAAGUUAAAGGUAGCAACUCAAACUUGUGAUCUAGCUGAAGAAUGCAUGCAGACAAAUUAUUAUGGGGCAAAAUGGAUGAUUCAAGAAUUAUUACCUCUACUUCAGUUAUCAAAUUCACCACGUAUUGUCAAUGUCUCUUCCAUGGCUGGACAGUUGAAGUUUGGCAUAAUUUUGUUUCAGCAUGUUCGCAAUGAAUGGGCUAUAAGAGUGUUAAGUGAUUCUGAGAAUCUAACAGAAGACGGAGUGGAUGAGGUUUGGAAUGCUUUUCUCAAAGAUUUCAAGGAGGGUUUGUUGGAAAGCAAAAAUUGGCCUCCAAUUUCAUCUGCUUAUAUACUUUCCAAAGCAGCCCUAAAUGCCUACACAAGAAUAUUGGCCAAGAAAUACCCAAAUUUUCUCAUCAACUGUGUUUGUCCGGGUAAUGUGAAAACUGAUAUAAGUUUAAAUUGUGGCACAUUAAGUGUUGAAGAGGGUGCUGAAAGUCCUGUUAGGCUUGCUCUGUUACCUCAAGGAGGCCCAUCAGGAAACUACUUCAUUAGAAAAGAGCUCUCAUCUUUCUAAUAGUUUGGUUUGCGCCUAUAUAUGUUGCUUGGGACCUUCCAAAAAUAUAUAGAUUUUGAAAGAUCUGACUCAUGUACUGCAAAAUUUUGAACAAUCUAAGCAACAUAGCUUCACAAACAAAGUUAUGCUUGAUAUAUUUUAAUUUGAAUAUUGUAAUACAUAAGUUAAUAAUUAUUGGAUUAUUUAUUGCAUAUA
This is a messenger RNA of Lycium barbarum (goji berry), 1280 nucleotides long. RefSeq names its product (+)-neomenthol dehydrogenase-like. Gene Ontology annotation, molecular function: oxidoreductase activity, acting on the CH-OH group of donors, NAD or NADP as acceptor. Gene Ontology annotation, cellular component: membrane. The transcript is spliced from 5 exons. NCBI's taxonomy places the organism in Eukaryota, Viridiplantae, Streptophyta, Magnoliopsida, Solanales, Solanaceae. The record is from RefSeq and is a predicted model, not a curated record. Bases 168 to 1085 code for a protein of 305 amino acids.